Molecule: messenger RNA, 2937 nt
Organism: Carassius gibelio (silver crucian carp)
Lineage: Eukaryota; Metazoa; Chordata; Actinopteri; Cypriniformes; Cyprinidae
Product: zinc finger and BTB domain-containing protein 12-like
Exons: 4
Coding region: 826-2319 (497 amino acids)
Biological process (GO): regulation of transcription by RNA polymerase II
Cellular component (GO): nucleus
Molecular function (GO): RNA polymerase II cis-regulatory region sequence-specific DNA binding; protein binding; DNA-binding transcription factor activity, RNA polymerase II-specific
Source: RefSeq, a predicted model, not a curated record
UGCGAAUCUUAGCUAAAAUAGUUUUGAAACACACGGAGCAGAAGGGAUGAAUGAGCGAAAUGAGACCCAUAAAGACGGCAGACUUGUCUUGUGUUUUCCUCGAGAUCAGCGCGAGUGUUUGUUUCCGUUUGCUGUUUCGUCUCGUGAUGUGGAUGAGCUACACUGAUCUCUAGACACCAUAAACCUGAUAUAAGUUACUCUGGUUUUGAGGAUUGUUGAUUUCUCCUCGCUAAAUCACUCGAGAUCAGAUCAGUGAUGUGUUUGUAUUGUACUGAGGGGGCGGUGUGUUAAACAGUGUCUGAAACAAAAGAUGCUACAGUGCCAGACUGAUAUAAACAAUAACACUGAUCACUCAUCAUUCAUUCAAGGGAGAAAUGUGCUGCUGCUUUAUUAUACGUUUACACACACCUUUCAAAAUCUGCAAUGGGUUAAUAACAAAAAUAAUAAGAGAGGGAUUAUCAUUAUUUGUUUGUCCUGCCCUGACCAAUGUAUUUUACAUAAAAUGUUAUGUAUCCACAAGGCAGAAUAAUAACUCAAUACAUUUAUAAUUAGACAAUUAAUAAUUCUUUAAACUGUGUGUUGUUUCUGUUCCACAGCUGUGUUUAUAAAUCGUUGUUCAUGAGUCCCUUCUUUGUCCUGGGCUGUGUUUCUCAAAAGCUCAGGAAGCUAAAGUUGAGCAUGUAAGUCUGUGGCUUACAAUGCUUUUGGGAAACACAGCACUAAGCAGUAAACAAACAUAUUGCAUAUUGUUUGGUUUUCCAGCAUCUUCUGCACAUUUACGCUCUUUUCAACAGUGACUGUAUACUUUUGAGCUGUAGUGAAAGCAUGGAUGUGGAUGUGGUGAGUUUCCGUUUGCCUGCGCAUGGAGACACUGCCCUGAGUAACAUGAACUUCCUGCGGACGCAGCAGCACUUCUGUGAUGUCACCAUCGUGGCGGGAGGCAGGCGCAUGUUCAGGGGUCACAAGGUCGUACUGGCGGCUUGCUCUGUGUUUCUCAGGGACCAGUUUCUCAUGAACCCCUCAUCAGAGCUACAGCAGGUGUCGAUGUUGCACAGCUCAGCAGUGGUAUGUGAACUCCUCCAGUCCUGUUACACAGGGAUGCUUCAGUUCAGUGCCAAAGAGAUCGUGAACUACCUGACUGCAGCCAGCUACCUGCAGAUGGAGCAUGUGGUGGAGAAAUGCAGAGGAGCCCUGAGCCAGUACAUGCAGCCCCAGACUGGCAGCCCAGUUGGGAAUGUCUCAACCUCAAACAAGGCUAUUCAGACUGUGAAUUCAGAAGACUGUCUGUCUAUGCCGGUGAUUGUCAGUGUGAGAGGAUCAGAUGCAUCUGGACACUUCGAGGGAGAGGACGGGCCUGAGAGUGACAUCAUUCAGGUGCAGAUCAACGAUGAACAUCAAGCCCCCGAGAAGACCUCUGGUGCUGAGGAGGAAGACCGAGAAGCUGUUGUCGUGUUAGAUGACCACGAACCGAUGGACGCAGGUAUAGAGGAGCCCAGUAUGGAGGGGCAAGCUAAAGGCAACGACCUCAGAGGGGCAGGCCGCAUGUGGAGACGACGGCACGGAGAGCACAGGGGAGGCAGAGGAAGAGGCUUUAAACACAGGAAACGAUACAUAUUCAAAGACCGCAAGCUCUUGGGUAACUAUCAGGAUUAUCAGGAGUGCCUCUCAACGCCAGAUGAGACUACAGGUAAUUUUGGAGCGGACUUUCAGGCCGAUUUCAAGUCCAAUCAUCAGCUCACAGAUGGUCCUGUCUUAGUUGAGUAUAGGGCUGGAGAGGGACAAGGAGAAGAGAUCGUCUCUGAUGGAGGUCCUGCACACUUUGGUGUGGAAGCCUCCAGCGGGGAACAGGGAAUGAGAGUUGGGACACAUACAAAUGAGCAUGGAGCUGCUGACGAGUCUGUGGGGGUGGUGGGAUCCACGUCCUCCGUGGCGGGACCAGUGGUGUGUGAGCAGUGCGGACUGGCAGUUUGCUCAAUGCAGGACUUAGCCAUGCAUUCCCUGGUGUCACAUCGACUGUACAUGUGUCCGUGCUGCGGGAAGCACUUCAACCACUUUAAUAUCCUCAACCGCCACAUGAUCGUCCACCGUGGAGUUUCCAAGCUCCACUGUUGCCCCCUGUGCCACAAGACCUUCACUCAGAAGUCAACACUGUUAGACCACAUGAAUGUGCACAGUGGGGAGCGGCCGUAUGUGUGUGCAUACUGCCACGUCAGCUUCGCCCACAAGUCUGCUCUGCGCCGUCACCUGAUGGAGCAACACGGAAAGACCAUGCCCCAAAACCAAAUAGAGAUGCAGCGAAACAAUGGCCUAGGGUUUUAAAUCAGAUUUAAAUAGGUAAAGUGGGUGUUAGAAUGAAAAUAAAAAUCUACCCUUUAUUUAUUUUCUUAAUACUGUUUUAUAUAUUCAUUUUGCACAGCCGUAAAAAAUGUCUUCGAAAUUGAUAUGUAUGUAGUAACUAUGCAUUUGAGCUCUAUAGUCUGGAGAGAAUGAGCUUUUAUUCAGUUAUUUAUGGAUCGUUUGCCCGAAAAUGAAAAUGCUGUAAUGAUUUAUUCACCCUGUCGUUACAAACCUACGACUUUCUCAACUGACUUUCGUCUGUGAAACACUAAAUAAUAUAUUUAACUGUUAUUGUCCAUACGAUAAAAAUCAAUGUGGUCCAAACAAUAAUGACUCCACUAUUAUAUAUACAGCUGUUGGGCAUUACUGUAUACUGUGUCUCCGUCAGAUCCUUCGAUCCAGCUGCGGACUUUCAUAGAUAUUUUGUCCCUUUAAUCCCAGGACAUCUUUUGGUGGUGGGACAAUGGUCAGGGGGGGAAUCUGUCAUGUUGGUGGAUUCCUGUUCCUUAGAUAUAAAGCCACCACCCUCCAUAGGCCACAACUCCUUUUUUUCUUCCUUUAUGUCUGGCAAACUAACAACACCCUCUUGUGCUCCUAACU